Molecule: messenger RNA, 3115 nt
Organism: Aphanomyces invadans
Lineage: Eukaryota; Oomycota; Saprolegniomycetes; Saprolegniales; Verrucalvaceae
Exons: 13
Coding region: 1-3096 (1031 amino acids)
Molecular function (GO): ATP-dependent chromatin remodeler activity; ATP binding
Source: RefSeq, a predicted model, not a curated record
AUGGACUUGUUGUCGAGUAGUUCGGACGAAGAAUGCUCGCCGCACGCGCCACCUUCGACGUCUUUCGUGUACAAGCCUCCAUCGCUGCCGACAAACCAACGUGACAAGCCAUCGAUGGCAUCCAUCUACAGCAGCAGUAGCGAUGACGACGACCUCGCUCUCACACCCAGCAAGCGCAACGAACUGAAACGACGACAUACCAUUUACAGCCAAAGCAGCAGCAGCAGCGACGACGACGACAUCUUUUCCAUCAACCGUCAACAUCCGCGAUACUCAGGGACCGCUGCGGCAAAGAAUUCAAUGCCUUUGCCCUCCACACCAGCUCCCACCGUCGGGAAAAUGUCGGCGAUUCAACACUUACUAUCUUUGAAUGCGAACGUGCUCUCGGAACCAGUCUUCCAGAAUUUGAUUCCUACGCCAUCGCCGCCACGCGAAAGCAGCGAAGUCGAACGCGCUGUUCUUUUGCCUCCUCAAGCACUUGCGGCCGCUACGCCAGUCGCGACCCGGUCUCCAUCCCCUAGCAAUGAAGCAACACCAGUGUCACAACACCGCCACAACAACCACAUCGCUGGGACUCCAUCCAUGGACGUAGCCCCGUUGUUUGCGAGCAAGCUUCAAUCUCCACCAACCACUCUUCCAGCGUACAUUUCUCCGUUUGGCCGUCAAAAGGUGACCGACCUGCCACCCGCGCCCCGCAGGAGCUUGGUAACACCGCCCAAGCCAGCCAAGAGCCAUCCACUUAGCGACGACGACUUGUGGUCAAGCGAUACUGACAAGCCUUCCGCAAUGCACGACUCCUCGACGAAGUCCAAACGCAAGCGGAAGAGCCCCUUGCCAGUGCUGUUCUCGACGGCAGCAGCAAAUCCCAAGCGUGCGCGACCACAAGAACGUAAAUCGAGUCGGCCGCCUUCCCUGGCUUUACCGACAGACGCCCCCAAUUCUGACGACUUGGACCUUGAAUUGGACCAGACAUGGCCACAAUUGCCUCCGCCAGAGGAUGCGACCGAAGCCGCGCCGCCGUUGGUGCUGCAAGAGUCGGAUCCCGUCAUCCAAGUCCACGGCCACUUCAACCAAUACUUGCUGCCGUAUCAGCGCGAGGGCGUCCGGUGGUUGUUCGACGCCGUGCGCGGGAACCGUGGCGCCGUCCUCGGGGACGACAUGGGCCUCGGCAAGACAGUCCAGAUGCUCGCGCUGCUGUCGGCAGUGCUCUUCAAGCAGGGCAGUGCACGGACAGAUAAGCGCCGACGUCAUGCCCCACACAAUCCAAAUGCGCCAGGACCGAUUUUGGUCGUUGUGCCAGCGUCGCUCUUGGCCAACUGGGAACUCGAGUGCAAGGUCUGGAUGUGUUGCAACGUUGCUGUGCUCCAUGGCAAACCACACCAUCGCCGCGACAUUCUCGACGAGAUGACUCGGAGCAGCAGCCACGCGUACGAAAUCGUAUUGUGCAGCUACGACAUGCUGAAGUUGCAUCUGGCACAGCUCACUGCCAUCGAGUGGUACAUCAUCGUGAUGGACGAGCUCCACAAUUUGAAAAACCCCGAGGCGCAAAUGACCAAGGCUGUGCACAAGCUCAAGUGCAAGCGCAAGCUCGGGUUGAGUGGUACGCUGAUGCAAAACAAUGCGGACGAACUGCACUGUGUCCUCGACACGAUCCAUCCGAAUUGCCUCGGGUCGCUGCACGACUUUCGGGCGUUUUACAUUGACGACAUCAAGUUUGCCCGCAAGAAAUCCGCUGCCCCCCAGGCCAUUGCCCGAAGCGAGGCCAAAGAACGCCAGCUGCGCGCGCUCCUGCAACCGUACUACCUACACCGCGACAAAUCGGUGAAUCCCCAGUUCACCCGCAUCAAGAAAUUUGAUCAAGUCGUGCUGUGUCCACUUACCAAACUUCAACGAUCUGUCUACGUUCGUGUGACGAUGCUGCCCGAGUUCCAGGCACUGAUGAACCCCGACACGAAGGAGGUCGAUGCGGGGGUGCUGUGGCACCAUGUCCAUCCCACGGGCGACAAGUGCGCGCAGUGCCCGCUCAAUUGCAUCCAGUUCCUCGCCAUGACGCAGCUUCUCAAGAUCGCCAACCAUCUCGACUUGAUUCGCGUCAACCGGGCCGACCCCCCCGACCAACAAGCUGCCACGAAAGCAUUUGCCAAAGUUGCCUUCGGCCCCGAUGUGGACGCAGCUGGUGGUCUUUAUCGUGCGGCGGGCCUGUUUGACAAAAUGAACUUGGCACUGUGCGGGAAAAUGCAGGUACUUGCUGGACUCUUGGAGCGGUGGCGCGGUAAGCGGGAAAAGGCAUUGGUGUUUAGCAGAAACGUGCGCAUGCUCGACAUCUUGCAAGCGUUUGUCAUUUCACAAGGACUGGCGUACGUGCGGCUGGACGGCGGGACGAGAGUCGACGACCGGUUGAAUCUCGUCCACACAUUUAACCAAGACCCGUCGUUGGGGGUGUUUCUCAUCAGUACGAAAGCUGGUGGCCUCGGACUAAACAUUACGAGCGCGACGAAUGUGGUCGUUUUUGAUCCGAGCUGGAAUCCCGCCCACGACUGCCAGGCACAAGAUCGGGCGUACCGCAUCGGCCAGACCAAGGACGUGCAUGUGUAUCGGUUGGUUACGCUUGGCACGAUUGAAGAAAUGAUUUACGCCCGGCAGAUAUACAAGCAGCACAUGACGGACACGACGGUGGAUGGCAAGGCCAUGCCGCGGUACUUUGAAGCGAUACAGGGAGUCAAAAGCCAGCAGGGCGAACUGUUUGGGGUGAAAAACCUGCUCCGGUUUCAACCCCAUGGCGUGAUGAAGUCGAUUCAAGAUCGCAAGAUCGGUCGCGUCGAGGCCGCAGGCCCGAUCAACCACGACGAUGGCCAAGACGAUGCCGGACAUGACGUUGUCAUGGUCGACAACGCCGUGGACCUGACCCAGGGUGGUAGAGGCGACGUCGCCGAGACAGAUUGGCAGGGCGUCGUCGAAGAGCUGGCCCUCAGUCAACCCAUCGCACGACAACCCGACCCCAAAACCACCGCCACGGCAUCCCCCGUGAAAACCCCGCGCAAGUUGUACGUCCCCCAGUACCUCCAACCCAAGCCAGACAUGCCACCGAUUGAAUAACAUGAGCCAUGGAAUGAAG